AUGGAUGCAUUGAGCUACAGGGAUUGUGAGGCUUGGAGAGCGGAAGGUCUUCCAUUGUCCACCAGCAGUAAUGAGGCUUGCAAACUUUAUGAUGCUAUUCUCACCCAGUAUGUGAAGUGGCGCAACAUUGACAGUGUUGGUGGAAUUGAAGGAUGCAUAACAGCCAUCAAGGCAGCUGAUCCGGAUUUUGUGAUGGGUCAUGUGCUGAGCACGGGCUUGGAGCUGGUGGGAACUGCAACUUCCCUCCGCCUGGACCAACGUCUGGCGAGCGCCGUGAAGAGAACUGUGGAGAUGGCCGCCAGUCAAAACCUCACCACAAGAGAGAGGCUCCAUGUUAAGGCCAUGGAAUUAUUCUCGCAUGGGAAUUUCCCCAAAGCCAGUGAUGUUUGGGAAGAUAUCCUGGUUGAUCAUCCCACAGACUUGCUUGCGCUCAAGUUUGCCCAUGACAGUUAUUUUUACAUGGGAGCCCAAACCCAGAUGAGGGAUUCAGUUGCGCGAGUGCUGCCCUAUUGGAAGCCUCACAUGCCCUUGUCCAGCUAUAUGAAAGGAAUGUAUUCUUUUGGUCUUCUUGAGACGAGAUUUUAUGACCAGGCUGAGAAAGUAGCAAUGGAGGGUCUUACACUGGUUCCCGAUGACGCUUGGGCUGUCCAUUCAGUAGCCCAUGUCUAUGAAAUGACAGCGAAAGUGGACAAAGGCUUGAAGUUCAUGGAAGGGAAGGAGAAAGACUGGCAGGUAUCUGAUAUGCUGGCCAGUCACAACUAUUGGCACUGGGCACUGUACUACAUUGAAAAGGGGCAAUAUGAGGCUGCGCUGCAAAUAUUCGAUUCUCAGCUAUUCAAACGUUGUAAAACCUCGGGAUCCAUGUUGGACAUAGUGGAUGCCAGCUCACUGCUGACCAGAUUAGAGAUGGAGGGUGUGUCUGUAAAGGAGCGCUACCGGGAGCUGCUCCAGGUAACGCUGCCUCACACCGAUGACCACGUGACCCUUUUUAAUGACCUCCAUUUCCUCAUGACAUCCCUGGGAGCGAGUGAGAUGGGAGCUUCUCGGCGUCUGCUGGAAGGCCUCCAGGAAUUGGCUAAGAAUCCAGGCGACAAUUAUCAACAUAAAGUGGCUGGACCCAUUGGGGUGCCAAUGUGUCAGGCCUUGAUGGAAUAUAAUGAUAGACACUACGAUAAAGCCGUAGAAUUACUUUACCCUUUACGCUACAACAUGGUGCAGAUCGGGGGCAGUGAUGCACAGAGAGACGUCUUCCAGCAACUGCUUAUUCAUGCGGCCUUGAAAUCAGAGAGCAAGCACCACCAGAGACUCGGAAGAUGUCUCGUAGUGGAGCGUGAAGCAGCAAGGCCAAACUCUCCGCUGACCAAUCGUCUGAUGCAGAGAGCGAUGGCUCUUCAGUAG
This is a messenger RNA of Nerophis lumbriciformis (worm pipefish), 1398 nucleotides long. The record is from RefSeq and is a predicted model, not a curated record. NCBI's taxonomy places the organism in Eukaryota, Metazoa, Chordata, Actinopteri, Syngnathiformes, Syngnathidae.